AUGUCUUUUUUGAAGCUGAUCGUAAACCAGACUGAAUUGUUAAGACUUUUGAAGUGGAAAAGGUACAGAUUUAGUGAAGAUGUGGAUGAGGAGAGUUUAAAUUUUGCCCGGAGGGAUGAGCUGGACAGGACUCACAGAGAAGACAAAGAGGAGCCAGAUGGACUGUUAGCCCCCAAUAGUGUCCAGUGCCUAGAUGAUCUAGCUAUCAACCCACCUGUUCCAGCCCUGGAAAGUGCCGCCACUCAGAUCACCACCUGGGAGGCUGGCUGGAAUGUUACCAAUGCAAUCCAGGGCAUUUUUGUUUUAGGACUGCCGUAUGCUCUCCUACACAGUGGAUACCUCGGCUUGCUUCUUAUUAUCUUGGCUGCAAUUAUCUGCUGCUACACUGGUAAAAUACUCAUUGCCUGUCUGUAUGAGGAGAAUGAAGAAGGACUGCCUAUCCGGGUAAGAAAUACUUAUGAAGACAUUGCUAAUGCCUGCUGCAAGCAGCUGAUCCCCAGACUCGGUGGUAAAAUAGUCAACGUGGCCCAAGUGGUUGAACUGAUAAUGACUUGCAUCUUGUACCUGGUUGUAAGUGGAAAUCUUAUGUACCACAGUUUCCCAUACAUGCCACUCUCCCAGACAGCCUGGUCAGUGAUAGCAUUUGUCACACUGAUGCCCUGUAUGUUGAUUCGCAAUCUCCGUAUUGUCUCCAAGCUCAGCCUCCUUUGCUCCUUAGCGCAGUUCAUUAUCAGUUUCAUAGUGACUGCGUAUUGCUUGACCCAGAUACACAGAUGGUCCUGGAGGAGGAUAAAGUUCUCAAUAGAUUUUGAGAAGUUUCUUGUAUCUGUCGGGGUCAUCAUAUUCAGCUAUACCUCCCAAAUUUUUCUUCCCACCCUGGAGGGCAACAUGGAAAACCGGGGCAGUUUUGUGAACAUGAUGACCUGGACACACUUUUCCGCCUGCGUCUUUAAGACUGCCUUUGCUGUGCUUGCCUUCCUGACGUGGGGCGAAGAAACAAAAGAAGUAAUUACUGAUAACUUGCCUUCUACCCUUCGAACAGUGGUUAACCUGUGUUUGCUUGCAAAGGCCUUUUUGUCCUAUCCUUUGCCCUUUUAUGCAGCUGCUGAAAUCUUACAAGGCUGUAUUUUCCAGCGAGACUCAACACAUGCUACAGCGCAAUACAGGGCUGUGUUUCUGAGAGGCUGUAUUCUGUUGUUAACUUUCCUCAUGGCUAUGUACAUACCACACUUCUCCCUGUUGAUGGGGUUAACAGGCAGCAUGACAGGUGCAGCUAUGACCUUCCUUCUUCCUUCUAUUUUUCACCUGAAACUAAAAUGGAGGAAGCUGAAUUGCAAGGACAAGAUCCUUGACUUUUCCAUCUUGGUUUUGGGGACCCUGUGCAGUGUGUCUGGAGUAAUUUGUUCCAUUAAAGGGCUAAUUGAGGCUUUUGGAAACAGAUAA
Molecule: messenger RNA, 1443 nt
Organism: Acipenser ruthenus (sterlet)
Lineage: Eukaryota; Metazoa; Chordata; Actinopteri; Acipenseriformes; Acipenseridae
Product: vesicular inhibitory amino acid transporter
Exons: 2
Coding region: 1-1443 (480 amino acids)
Biological process (GO): amino acid transmembrane transport
Cellular component (GO): vacuolar membrane
Molecular function (GO): amino acid transmembrane transporter activity
Source: RefSeq, a predicted model, not a curated record